This is a messenger RNA of Seriola dumerili (greater amberjack), 2179 nucleotides long. It is a transcript of the gene rmnd5b, whose product is annotated as required for meiotic nuclear division 5 homolog B. The coding region runs from base 131 to 1306 and encodes 391 amino acids. Lineage: Eukaryota; Metazoa; Chordata; Actinopteri; Carangiformes; Carangidae. The record is from RefSeq and is a predicted model, not a curated record. Gene Ontology annotation, molecular function: ubiquitin protein ligase activity; protein binding. The transcript has 10 exons. Gene Ontology annotation, biological process: proteasome-mediated ubiquitin-dependent protein catabolic process. Gene Ontology annotation, cellular component: nucleus; cytoplasm; GID complex.
CACAGGAAGUUGCGCAUUACGACUGCUGGUGAAGUGUUGCCAUAACAGGCAAGUGGCUAACGCUAAUGUUUGCUAACUAAUUAGCACGAUAGGUGUCAGUGUUGUGUGUGUGAGAGUUCCAGUCUGAACCAUGGAACAGUGUGCAUGUGUCGAGCGGGAGCUGGAGAAAGUGCUCCAUCGCUUUGUAAUGUACGGACACCAGUCUGAGGAGAGGCUAGAUGAGCUCCUGCGCAGUGUCUGUGAAAUACGAGGACAGCUAGUUGCCUUUGGAGUACAAGAUGCAGACUUAUCAGUCUUAUCUCAGACUAUGGCCCAAUGUUGUAAGAAUAUCAAAGAAACAGUGCAGAUGCUAGCCUCUCGACAUAAGGACAUCCAUGGCAGUGUAUCAAAAGUGGGCAAAGCCAUUGACAGAAAUUUUGAUGCAGAAAUCAGUGCUGUGGUGGCAGAGACAGUGUGGGACACACCAGAGAGACAGAAAUACUUAAGUGAGACCAUUGUGGAGCACCUGUACAGACAAGGAAUGCUCAGUGUAGCAGAGGAUCUGUGUCAGGAGUCUGGUGUAGUUAUAGAUAUGAGUAUGAAGCAGCCUUUUCUGGAGCUUAACAGGAUCCUUGAAGCUCUGAGGAUGCAGGACCUCAGGCCGGCACUAGAGUGGGCCGUGACGAAUCGGCAGCGCCUUCUCGACCUGAACAGCAGUUUAGAGUUCAAGCUGCACCGCUUGUACUUCAUCAGUCUGCUCAGCGGAGGAAUCAGCAACCAAAUGGAGGCCCUGCAGUAUGCCAGACAUUUUCAGCCCUUCGCCUCUCAGCACCAGAGAGAUAUCCAGAUCCUGAUGGGUAGUCUGGUGUAUCUGCGUCAUGGCAUUGAGAACUCUCCGUACCGCAGUCUGCUCGAGACAAAUCAGUGGGCAGAGAUCUGUAACAUUUUCACCAGAGAUGCCUGCGCUUUACUGGGCCUCUCUGUAGAGUCUCCACUAAGUGUUAGUUUUGCAUCAGGCUGUAUGGCUUUACCAGUGCUGAUGAACAUCAAGCAGGUGAUAGAGCAGAGACAGUGCAGCGGAGUCUGGACACACAAAGAUGAGCUACCUAUUGAAAUUGACCUUGGAAAGAAGUGCUGGUACCACUCUGUGUUCGCCUGCCCGAUUCUUCGGCAGCAGACCUCAGAGAGCAACCCUCCCAUGAAGCUCAUCUGUGGCCACGUCAUCUCCAGAGACGCCCUCAACAAGCUGACCAAUGCUGGAAAGUUGAAAUGCCCGUACUGCCCCAUGGAGCAGAAUCCGUCACAUGCCAAGCAGAUCUACUUUUGAUACCGCACACUCACCUCAUGAGUAAGGAUGAAGUUCCCUGGAGCUCUUUGCAUUUCCAGGACCAUUUGCUCUGGCCCUUUUCCUCUGUCCCUGGCCUCUUGGCCUGUUAUUGUAAGCAUUAAGGUUUUAUCCCAGUGCUCCUCUGGACAGCCUUGGCCAUCCCGUAACCCACCUCGGACCCUCCAACUUUGCGUAGUACACAGAGUCCUGCGGAGAUGGUCCAACUACAACUUGUAGUAGAGUGAGGAGUCUGUCAAUAAAGAGAACAUCUUCACGAAGAAGCACCUCUGAAAAAGGAUCAUUCAUUGAAACUCAUUUGCAAAUACCUGCAGAGUUAUAGGCUUAUCUUUUUAAAAAUGUAAUACUUUAUAGUGUUUGUUUUCUCAGUUUUAUCAACUGCUUGAGUUGGAUGACUGCUUCUUUUUUCUUUUUCUUUUUUUGACAGAAGCAGUUAAAUGAUUAUGGAUGGGUGAGUGUGGGUAAAUGGCAUAGAUAGGCAGUUUUUGACUUCUGGAUGGUAAUAAACUUCUAUUAUACCUGACAAAAACCACAGAGUAAGAAACUGUGUAGUAGGUUUAUUAUUUGCUGGUGAGGGGAACUGUGGAGGUGUGUCUUGAAUUGAACUCUUUGAUUGUGACCCAUUACUCCUCCAUAAUGUAAUAAAGGCCUCACGUAGCUUGAAAGUCACUGUUGGCUGAUGUAUCCAUUUGAUCAGUAGAACAAUUAACUAACUCAUCAAUGGUGGAACAGCUAUUUUUGUGACUGACUGCACCAGCAAGAUUUUCAUCAUUAUAGAAGCCAUUUGUCUUGUUCUAUGUAUGUAUUUAACAAACAACGACAAAAAGGAAACUAAAAAUAUAUACUACUGUGAAA